This is a messenger RNA of Acomys russatus (golden spiny mouse), 2046 nucleotides long. It is a transcript of the gene Fam131b, whose product is annotated as family with sequence similarity 131 member B. The transcript has 7 exons. NCBI's taxonomy places the organism in Eukaryota, Metazoa, Chordata, Mammalia, Rodentia, Muridae. The record is from RefSeq and is a predicted model, not a curated record. Bases 383 to 1381 code for a protein of 332 amino acids.
AUCUGGGUAGGAAGUAGAGAGAACUGUCAGUACCGACCUUCUUUCCUCCUCUCCCCAGCGAACAAUUCUAACCCUCUAGUCCAAGAACUCUUUUCUGCACCCCCAAGAGUGUGUGCGAACUAUCACGAGGGGCUCAGAACGCCCUGGGAGAAGCAGGUCGUGAGAGGCCGGGGCUAGGCUGAGGAACCAUGCAGCUCCCGUUACACUUCAGAGAACGGAUCCAGAGGGGAAGAUUCCUGGCCCACAUUCCCGCCUCCCACCCCCAAGGCGGGAGACUUGGAAUAGUCCCAAGGGUCCUGGCUCCAGGCCAGGAGCUCCAAGAUGAGGGAACGAGGUGAUUGCAGUGGACUGGAAAGGCCUCAAGGAUGUGGACCAGAUCAACAUGGACAGCACCAGCUCACUGCAUGGCAGCAGCCUCCAUCGGCCUUCUACGGAGCAAACACGAACAGAUUUCUCCUGGGACGGCAUCAAUCUCUCCAUGGAGGACACCACUUCCAUCCUUCCGAAGCUUAAGCGAAACUCUAACGCCUAUGGCAUUGGGGCCCUGGCCAAGUCAUCAUUCUCAGGGAUCUCGAGGAGCAUGAAAGACCAUGUGACAAAGCCUACAGCCAUGGGGCAGGGCCGGGUGGCCCACAUGAUUGAAUGGCAAGGCUGGGGGAAGGCCCCGACAAUUCAGCCACAACAUAGCCAUGAGGCUGUGCGCAGGGAUACAGAUGCUUACUCAGACCUCAGCGAUGGCGAGAAGGAGGCACGUUUCCUAGCAGGUGUCAUGGAACAGUUUGCUAUUUCUGAGGCUACACUUAUGGCUUGGUCUUCCAUGGAUGGUGAGGACAUGAGUGUCAAUUCUACCCAGGAGCCACUGGACUGCAACUACAGUGACAACUACCAGGAGCUGAUGGAGAGUCAGGAUGCACUAGCUCAAGCCCCCAUGGAUGGAUGGCCUCACUCCUAUGUGUCACAGGGCAUGUACUGUCUGGGGUCAUCGGAUGCCUGGGAAGCAAGUGAUCAGUCCCUCAUUGCAUCUCCAGCUACAGGAUCCUAUCUUGGCCCUGCAUUUGAUGACUCACAGCCCAGCCUGCACGACAUGGGGCCUUCCCAACCUGCUUCAGGAUACUCUGCUCAGGAGCCUCCACCUUUGUUGGGGGUGGACACUGACUGGGCACCAGAGGUUGGUGGGGUGGACCUGGCCAAGGGACCUGUAGAGGAAGAGAAGAGACCGCUGGCCCCUGAGGAGGAAGAGGAUGCUGGAUGCAGGGAUCUGGAGUCACUUUCCCCACGAGAGGAUCCAGAGAUGUCCACUGCUCUCAGCCGGAAGGUGUCUGAUGUCACAUCCUCAGGUGUGCAGUCCUUUGAUGAAGAGGAUGGGGAUGCCAACAACUAGCUUCUUCCCACCCCACUCUUGACCUGAGGGGCAUGGCUGCAACUCAUACCCUCCCAAGCUCCAGCAGCACAGAUGAAACCUGGGCAGAAGACAGCAGGGAACCGGAACCGGGAGCUUCCAGCCCUCACCAGGCCGCUAGCAGCCCUGAAAAGGGAAGGACCAGCAGGGGCUUUUAUCUAGGCUUGCACUUCAGAAACCAUCAUUCCAGGAACUUGGACCCAGGCAAUUAGGUGGCAUGGUGGCAGGAGAUAGGCCAUGACUAUGGCUCUUGGGUCCAUGCCUUGGUCCAUCGUGCUGAACACUGAAUCUCAGUUCUUACACCCCUGAUUUCGUCUUCCAGGAGCCUUGGCUGUGCUGUCUGAAUGCCUCCUUUCUCCAUUUCACUCUUGCUUUCCUGAUUCUGUUUUCUCUGGCCAUGGCACCAGUGCAUCCCCAUAGCGGGAAGCAGGCUUUGGGAGCUGUUGGACAUGGCUUGGCGGGUACAGCAGAGUGGCCUGAAGGGCCUUUCUGUCCUCAGCAUAGACACUGGGCCCUGUUCAGGCAGUCUUUGGCUUUUGGGAUCAGGAGCCAAGGAUGAGGUGGAUGUGGCAGUUGGGAUUGAUAGGGGUCGCAGUAUCAUUCUUUAUCCCAAGGCCCACUCAGAGACAAGAGGGUCACCGAUGAGA